Messenger RNA from Hyposmocoma kahamanoa, 799 nucleotides. RefSeq names its product immunoglobulin domain-containing protein oig-4-like. The transcript has 4 exons. The coding region runs from base 77 to 568 and encodes 163 amino acids. The record is from RefSeq and is a predicted model, not a curated record. NCBI's taxonomy places the organism in Eukaryota, Metazoa, Arthropoda, Insecta, Lepidoptera, Cosmopterigidae.
UCUCACAAGAACAUACUAGAUAACGAUAAUAAGUAAUUGCUGUGCUUUAGUGCUUCUAAGCAGCUCAAGAACAAAAAUGUUGCUACUGAACGUGAAAGUUCUUUUAGGAUUAUUCGUACUUUACUGGUUCUUAAUUGAACCUAGCGACGCACGACGUGGACGAACUAGGAGCAGGACCAAAUCUAAGGUGCAAAUCGGAUUGCCUAUAACUGGAAAAUACAGAGAUCCAGAAUCGGAUCAGUAUUAUAACAAUAAUGACGGAGCUAAAAUUCUUUUGGCCUCUCACUUUGAUUUUGAGUACGUGUUGGGACACAAAAUCGCCUUUCUCUGCAUCGCAAAAGGGAGCCCGAGACCGCAUAUAACUUGGUUCAAAGAUGGAGUGGAGAUAUUUGCUCACCAUUAUUUGCACAUCCAUGAGUGGCCUAUCGGCGAUGACCGCGUCAAAUCCAAAAUUGAAAUAGACCCGGCCACACAGAUGGACGCCGGUGUGUACGAGUGCACUGCGGAUAACAUGUACUCCAUCGACAGACGCUCAUUCAAGACCGAUUUCUCUAUCGCGUUCGACUGAAUCCCAUACAUUAAUAUUCAAGUAUAUUAAAUUUAACAGCAAACGCAGUCGAAGAUAGCAGACCUUUACACACUGUCAAAGCUCUUCUACGCAAUUCAAUCGUGUGAGGCCUUGACGACAUGAAAAGAUAGUAGUUAAAAGUUGUCCAAGACGCUCAAUUGCAAUUUAUAAGUGGAAAUAUUAACACAAUUUCGUUAUAACUAGAUUAUAUUGUUUGCAUUACUGUUUUGC